UUAACCUUGUUUUAAAAUAAUUUACAUAAAAACAAAACAGAAAUAUUAUUUAACUAUUUAAGAAUUAGAAAAUUGUGUCGGCAUUACAGCUUAAUGUACUAAUAUGUAAAUAACAUAACAUAAGAAGUAAAAUAAUGUAACAUUUAAAGUCGACAAUCGUACAAAACAUUGUUCAGAAGAAUUCCAUUAUUGUUUUAUAUAUCAAAAUAAAUCAUGGCUAAUGUUUCAAUUCAGGAAAUUGAGGCUAUAGAUGAUUACUGGGGGCCCACUUUCAGGUCCAUCUAUGAAGGAGAUGGGCAGCAGACACUCAUGGAAAAUCUGGAAGCCCGGAUUAAAAGCCAUGAUAAAGAAAUAGAGCGAAUGUGCUCUCAAUAUUAUCAGGGCUUCAUAGAAUCAAUUAGAGAGUUGUUGCAAGUGCGAACACAAUCACAAAAACUAAAUGCAGAAGUUGUAGAAAUUGAUGCUGAUUUGCAAAAUAUUGCCAGUGGAAUACUUGCAAAAGGUGAAGCCCUUGUGAAAGCAAGAAUGGUUGAGAGUAAUAUAGCUAGUGUUAUACAAAAUAUAGAAGCAAGUCUGCCUGUCCUGGAAACUUAUUCUAAACUAUUAAAACAAGUUAGCGAAAAAAGAUAUUAUCCCGCAUUGAAAACUUUGAACCAAUUGGAAGAAAUUCAUUUGCCUGGUGUCUCACAACAUAAAUUCUCUCAACAAAUGAAAGAUUCUGUUCCCAAACUACGAGAAUCUAUCAAAGACGCAUCUAUGGCUGAUUUGAAGGAUUUUCUGGAAAAUAUUAGAAAGUUUUCAUCUCGAAUAGGAGAAGUUGCAAUGCGCCACACAAAAGAGCAAGAGAAAAGGGAUUUGGCAAUGGUUAUUGGAACUAUUAAGGCUUCCCAGACUAGUCUUGAAAAUGAAACUAAUACAAGUAUAAUACAAAAUGGCCUGUUGGAUGAUGAUGAAGAUGUCAGUGCUCAGGAUUUAAUAGACUUUUCUCCAGUUUAUCGUUGCUCUCACAUAUAUACCAUAUUAGGCUCUCAGGCAGAAUUUGAACAAUAUUAUAGGCAACAGAGAAAACAUCAGGCACGGCUGGUAUUGCAACCCCCUCAAAAUAUGCAUGAAAGUAUAAAUGCAUAUAAAAUAUAUUUGCAAUCCGUUGUUGGGUUUUUUGUAAUUGAGGAUCAUGUUUUGAACACGGGUGGAGAAUUAGUUGGAAAAGCUUAUUUAGAUGAACUGUGGAAUGUUUCACAAACCCGUAUGAUGAAUUCUUUAAGAACACAUUUUGCUUACUGUACAGAUUCUAAACUCAUGCUAAAUAUUAAAAAUUUAAUCAUGCUGGCAAGCAAUACUCUUAGAACAUAUGGAUAUUCACUGACCCCAGUUAAUGAUUUGCUACUAGAAAUGCGCGAUCAUUACAAUGAGGUAUUGAUGCAACAGUGGGUACAAAUUUUCAGAAAUAUUUUGGAGGAAGGAGAAGAAUUUCUGCCAAUGGAGGCAAAUAAUCAAGAACAGUUCAAUGAGGUUGUUUCUAUAUUCCCAUUUGAUUAUGAAAGUUUAGAACAAGAAGCAUUUCCAAGAAAAUUCCCUUUCUCUCCAAUGGUGCCUGCUGUUUACAAACAAGUCAAAGAAUUCAUGAACUGUUGCUUGAAGUUCUCUGAUGAACUAAAAAUGCCGCAGGCAGAAAUUGACUCGAUGGUUCGUAGAGCUUCAAAUUUAUUAUUGACAAGAAGUUUUAGUGGGUGCCUAUCUGCAUUGUUUAAAAAUCCAUCAUUAGCUUUGAUGCAGGUCAUCCAAAUUUUA
Ctenocephalides felis (cat flea) is the source of this 1791-nucleotide messenger RNA. RefSeq names its product exocyst complex component 6 (gene Sec15). Lineage: Eukaryota; Metazoa; Arthropoda; Insecta; Siphonaptera; Pulicidae. The record is from RefSeq and is a predicted model, not a curated record. Gene Ontology annotation, biological process: intracellular protein transport; exocytosis; Golgi to plasma membrane transport. Gene Ontology annotation, cellular component: exocyst; membrane.